AUGCCGCCCUCCAUAUUCCCUACCUUCCACCACUCGACCCCUGCUCAGACAACAGACGAGUCCUUCAAUGCUCCUGAAAGACCUCCAAGCCCUACGAGAAAGACAAGAGGAUGGGAUCUUUUGAACUCUUUCAGAACUUCUCUUGAUUUAAGUGGGAAACAUCGCAAGUCUAGCCCUUUGGUACCUACCGAACCUGACAAGACACUUCCUCCUCUACCUCAACCUCCAAGGAUUGAACUUCCACCUGCCUCCACUUCCGCUCCUGACCUUCAUUCAUCAGCAAUGCCUAUCAGAGGUACUGCUCCUGCACUCCGACCGGCCAUUCUGUCUGUGUUGUCAGAACCACCUACUGUCCCUCGUCGACCCUCACAACAAACCGUCUCUGCCUCCUCACGACCACUUGCUCAAGUCGAGAACAGAGUUUCUGUAUCUGAUCCUUCAACACCUAGAAUUCAAUCGCCUGCAAAUUCUCUGGACAAGACUCAAUCACAUGCCAAGGCAGUCUCAAACAGACAUUCCGCCUCCCCAGGUGUAUCAAAGUCCCCUCCUCCUCGCAAAGGGGUCAAAUCUACCCCUAGGACCAGAAAACCCAAAUCACCUUCAGAAUCAAUCAUAGAUCUAACCUACUCUCCCCCUGGUUCUCCUUCAUCGCCAUCAUCCAUCUCAUCUACUUCGUCAGGAAAGAUCAAAUCGGUCACUCCUCGUUCUGCUCCACGUCGACGAAGGGGGACAGAUCAGAUUGGUUCCAUUCCCGACACACCAGCCAGAUCCCCAGCUCCAAGUUCUGCCAGGGCCUCUCCCUCACCGGCUGGAGGGGCAAUCAAAUGUGCUGGCUACACACGUGCAGGUCAUCCAUGUAAGAGAUUAGUCAAAGUUCAAGCGCCUUACUUGUCUAUGAAAGAUACAAGUGGGUCUAGUCCUGGGGAAGAUACAGAAGGUGAGGUAGAAGGGUUUUACAUCAAGGGUAAAGGUACUUGGGUCAAAUUUGAUGAUUACGUACCUAAAGAACUAGGGCAGCAAACUCAAACGUUGCUCCGAACAACUAUGGAAAGUCGAUUGACGGAGAAAGAAGAUCUUCAAUCACCCAAUACUUGUUUUUUCAAAGUAGGUCGUACGGAUAACGUUCCUCGUAGGAUUGGAGAAUGGACAAAUCAAUGUCAAUCCCAUAAACCGACACUUAGAGAAAUCUUCCCACGUCGACCUCCUCGAACACAAAUAGACGACUCUCAACUUUCUCGUAGAGAUAGUUCAUACCUCCCCGGUGCAAUUUCAUCAGGUUCCACAAUUGAUUCUCGUCCACGUUGUCCAGCUAUGAAAAGAUGGGAAAAAUUAGUUCAUUUAGAACUUUCAGAAUUAAGUUUUGUUUCUCGUCCUAAAGAAUUCGAAAUGGUACGUGAGAAAUGUAAUGAUUGUGGGAAAUUACAUCGAGAGGUUUUCCCACUUCCUUUAGAGAUCGAUGUUCCUCUAGAAGGGAUUAAACCUGGUGGAGGUAGAGAAGCUUAUGAGACUGUGGUUGAGAUUAUCAAUAGAUGGGAGAAGUUCAUUAGAGAGGUUGCGGAGGGGUGA
Tremella mesenterica DSM 1558 is the source of this 1566-nucleotide messenger RNA. RefSeq lists its product as uncharacterized. Lineage: Eukaryota; Fungi; Basidiomycota; Tremellomycetes; Tremellales; Tremellaceae. The transcript is spliced from 5 exons. Bases 1 to 1566 code for a protein of 521 amino acids. The record is from RefSeq and is a predicted model, not a curated record.